Porites lobata is the source of this 17712-nucleotide messenger RNA. The record is from the annotation of a GenBank genome assembly. Lineage: Eukaryota; Metazoa; Cnidaria; Anthozoa; Scleractinia; Poritidae.
AUGAGCAAUGCUUUUUCUAUUACAGAAGAUGAAAACGGCUACGAAGAGGAUGAGGGAGAAGAGAGUGGAAGCAGUGAAGAAGAGGAUUUCGAUAUAAGGGACUUUGUAGUCGCAGACGAAGGGAGGGGAAACGAAGACGAGGAGGAGGAGGAGGACUUUUCAAUGGAUACAGCCUCCUCAAGGAAAAUUGAAGAAGAGGAUCCAGAGAAGCUGGAGGAAAAGCUAAAAAAGCUCGAGGAAGUUUUCUCCUGUGUACCGAGGGUUCUCAUUAAAAGAGUUCUUUGCCGCGAUGAUGUUAACGGAGACCUGAACUUGGCAAGUCAGAGAUUACAAGAAUUUCAGGACAUGGAAAAUCCACACGACCUCUUCAAAACCCCGACGAGCAAUCCGCCCACUGCUUGGGGUCCCUCGCCUGCACAGUUAGAAUCAGCAAACAAGGGGAGUGAAAAAUGCGAAUCACAGGGCUCUCAGAAAAAGAGAAGGAGAAGGGGAGGGAGAAGAAAGAAGAACAACUGGGAAAAUCAAAACAAAACACAGGAAGAACAAGGAGAAAGGAAUCUGAGAAAUAGUUUCGACAGUUAUGAACCAAACGUACCGCGUGGGAACGAUCGCGGUAUAAGACAAGGAGGCCGAGUGUUUGGAGGAAGGCCAAGAGGAGGAUUUAGACCCAGAGGAGGGUUCGUCCAGGCACACGAAGAUUUCCAAGAAUACGUAGACGAUAUUCCAUAUGGAUUUCCAGUGGGUGACUACAUGUUUCAGAGCCAGAGGGGACGUGGUAACUGGAGAGGACGAUGGAAUCAACCAAAACCCCAACCCAAACCCAAGGGUCGUGGCCGCAGAGGACGCGGUGAAAACUCUUUUGAAAGCGAUUCAGUUUUCCAAGGCCAACCGCAAGUCUCUCAAAGGGGGCGAGGAAGAGGUCAGUUUAGACAUGGACAAGGAGGCGGCGGCCAAGGUCCAGACUGGAGACGUGAACGUUCAUUUUCCCUUGCAGGUGAAAUAUACAAUGACGAGCUUGACUUUUCUGGUAGAGAGGGAAUUUAUCCAACUAGACGUGACCAUGGGAAUAGGGGGAGGUCUGGACCCAAUAAUAGAGGACGUGGCCAGUUAGGAUUAAGACGAUCCCAGAGCCUUUCUAGUGGAAUGGAUGUUCAAGAUUCUCAUACAAACGACAAUACAGGAGGAGACGCAAAGUUUGAGCCAAAGAAACUGCUUAUUUGCGGGCUGAGUGAGUCGACGACACAAGACGGAGUUUUGAACUUUAUUGAGGCGAUGAGUGGUGAAGAGGUGGAGACAGUAGAGAUGAGUAAAGGCAAAGCUCUGGUCACAAUGACUGAGGAUAUAACAAGUAAGUCCUGCUAUUAAUAACAAAUAAGCCGUUUUCAGUUACGUGCAAAAAAGUAAUUCAUUAGCAAGGUCAGCUAUGCAAUAAGCUGCUCAAUUUAAGUAAAUUCAAGCAACCAUGACUUAUCCUAUUUUGCUUCAAGACUUGAUUCGCCAUGCCUAGUUCGACCAUCAGGUCGUUCUGUGAUUGGUCAGUCAGUAAUUUCGUUGGCUUUAAAUUCACGGCCCCGCACUCAGCCAAGAACCAUGUCCUCUACUGUGUACGAAACUCUCACGCAGAGUUCUAAUUAUGCCGCUUACCUAUCCAAAGCAAUAACGGUGGCUAUAUCACAGGUACUGUCCGAUAUGGAGAAAGAAGUCGUCGACAACAUUGGCAGUUUCCGCCGUUAUGCCUACGAAGCUGACUGGGGUUCAACUUUUCCGGCAUGCCGGCGGCAAAUACCUGCGAUGGUCCUUGCUACCGGCGGCGCAGUAGUCCCUUUCGUAUAUGGUCGCUGCCGAAAAAAUGUUUGACCUGUUAUUGAAAGCGUUCCAAUUAAAAAGAAGAAAUAUCGCAACCCAGGGUCCAACCUCGAAACCGGACUUUUCGUAUCCUAAUAUCUCUCCCUUACCAUUACGCUACCACACCGACCCGCCAAAAUUAAAAAAAAUUUAAGUACAUACACUAGCAAACUGUCUUUCGUAACUGUUACAUCAGUUACAGAUGACCAUAAUUUUUAACGUAAAUUAAACUUGGGCUUCAACUUCGUUCUUUCUAAGACUAUUCAAAAACGUAUUAUUUGCCUAAUUAUUGUAACUUAAUCCAGGGAAUAUAUAAUUACAUCCAUCAUGACUAAAGGUUUGGUUACCAAUGGUGGCAUGGACCGUUAAAAAUGGCAACGACCGUUUACGAAAGGGAAAUAGGCGCCGGCGGUGUAGGUGUCAGAAUAUGUAUCAAAGGCAGUAAUGGGGGCUAUCAGGUAGCAGGUAGUUUGGCGGUGCGGAAUAAUGAGAACCAGACUUUCGUGACAGAAACAGAUCCAACGGUCUCGGAUUUCCAUGGAUCAAUAACUUACUAGAGCUAAACAGGUCUUCGUCUCACUGGGCUUUCGUCUUCGACAAAGUUAACGAUCCUGGAACGUUUUUGCCCUUUCGCUGUCAAAUUUGGUAAAAAACCAAUUAAAACCCUCAGAAUCUCUUGUUCCAAUAUUUCUUUUCGUGAGUAAAAGACAAGUGCAUGGUGCUUUUGUCGUCGUUGCUGGGAUUGUAUCGUCCAGUAUAGAAGACUAGGCAGAAAGUUGAACUUGCAGUUCUUCGGGCGUAGCUGGUUAAAAAUUGCGAGGCCCAUUUUCGCCCGUAAAAACAGCCAAAGUUACUUGUGAUUUAGUGGUGUAGUGGGACCUCCUGCAGUUUAGACAAAUGUUUACUGUACCUGAGUGAUUCAGUUACUCGCAUUUAUGACCCUGGCCCCGGUUGUUCAAACGUUGGAUAGCGCUAUCCAACGGAUAAAUCACUAUCCAGCGGAUAAGUAUUAGGGAAAUCAAUUACGCUCUCCGCUGGAUAGUGAUUUAUCCGGUGGAUAGCGCUAUCCAACGUUUGAACAACCGGGGCCUGAACUAUUUUCUGGGCGGUAUGGGUGACUCAGCAACGACGCUAAACUCAUGAUCAGAAUAAUAUUUUAAGUGGUGCAUCAUCAGAGGGCACAAUUGGAUGAUUCUUGAAAACCCAACUCUUGGAUAUAUUUAACAAUUAAUGAAUGAGGCUGAGUAUCUUAUGAAGAAUUAUGGAGAUCGAGGAGGGUGUUAUCCGUCGAGGCCGUAGGCCGAGGCGGAUAACACCCUCCGAGAUCUCCAUAAUUAUUCAUAUGAUACGAAAGCCGAAUUCAAUAAUUGUUUUAUUAUUCAUUCAAAAUAAUUCCUAAUUUAAAAACAUAGCUAAAACAAGCUUACCUCCAUCGAUGUUAAGUUCAUCUUCGAUAGUUAACGUUUAGGUUUGUCCAGCUCGGCAUAUAUUCUCCAAAUAGCAGAUAUCUCCCUCCGAGUUGUCUUCUUGCUGUUUUUGCUAUGUUUUUAGCCAUUAUUUCGCCUAGUUCCAGCUGUAGUUCUUACUUUUGAAACGAGUGAAGUGUCAGCCAUUUUAGUUUUUACAACGAAAACAACUCAAUCUCGUCCCCCAAUCUCCUCGGUUAACGGUGCAUUAACCUGUAGAAGGCUGCAUUUUUGACGUCAUUUCCUCGUUAAACACAAAAUUCUUCCAAAUUUGGUCAUCAGUAACUGGUUAUGGUGAAGUAAAAGUGUGCUUUUAGCCAAUCAGAAUUGGAGAAAUAUUUUGAAUGAAUAAUAAUUACUAUUAUAAAAUAACUAAGAUAGUACGCGUGUUCUUAUUGGUUAAAAACCUAUGGUUUAUUGUGCCGGUAAACUUAUAGAAAACAGAAACAUGCUUCAAAGUUAUUUUAUAAAAGCAUUAGACCACACUUUCUAUGGGUGUACAGGCGUGAUAACCCACCUGGGAUGUAGGGAGAACAAGAGAAAAGCUUCGCUCGUGUUAGUGUAAUUAAAGCAGAUUUUUCUUACCAUUUAUUCAUUAGAUUUUCGUAAAAUCAAGGAGAAGGGUGAAAAGAGGGGAAUGGACUACGCUCGGGUCACAAUCCAACAAGUUCCUGUGUGCAGGAGCAUUCUCGUCAGCGGCAUUUCAGAGGACACCACCCAAGAUGCCAUUGAGCUGUUCUUUGAAAGUCCAAGGAACAAUGGUGGUCCUGUGGAGACAGUGAGGUUUAAACCUGAAAGUGGUCGAGCUGUGGUAGUGUUUCAGAAUUCAACAGGUCAGAAUUCAACCGCCCCAUUAAUACUCGUUGUCCUUUUUGGUUAAAAUGGAGAAAACUACUUACAAUGUGUCCUUCUGCUUUCUGUUAAAUGCAUGCCGAACCAGUUUUGAUAUUCUUAUGACAAAAGUUAAUAUGCGCAAAUACGCACACAAAAAAAAAACCUGGCCGGAGAGCGCCUCAUUUCUGGAAUUUUUAGCUAAGUACAAAAAAAACUUGCUUUGCUUUUUGCAAACCAGUUUUCGACGGAGUCAUUGUUUUAUCUUUGAUCUUUUCAUUAACAGAUAUGGAAAGAGUCUUAGCUAGACAGAAUGAAAGGCCACUUGUCUUAAAUAAAGCUGAACUCGCUGUCAGAAUCUUUAACGAUUUACUGGAGAAUGACGAUGACGCUGCAUUUGACGUUUUGGUUGAAAAGCAAAAGGAUGCAGAGGACAGCCGUAGCACAUCAGCGAGCCAGCGGUCUGAGGCGAAAGCACAGGAGCUUCACAUGGCUGUGGACCCGGAUGUGAUGGAAUACGUCACAACUACGUCACUCCAUGACCAGGUUAAAAUGGCGUUGGCUACGAAGACGUGUGAAAUUAAUUGGAAGCUAAACAACAAAACAGCCGUUCUAUUGUACCGCGGACAAGAUAAAAGUGAUUUGUGGCAGUCGGAAUGUAUUGAGGAGGUACAAACGUGGCUUGCGAAAUUUAUAAAGCAAGAUGUUCAAGUGAACAAGGAUUUCUGGGAAGCCGUGAAAGCUCAGUUAGCAGACAUUCGCACCUGUUUCGGUGUUGAGCCUCCGCUGGUUAAAAUUAUCCAUGAUUCUUUCGUAGUAAGAAUUGUUUCCCUGAGUUCGGAUGCAGAAGAUCUGAAAAAGAAAUUAAAAACAAAGUUAGAGGACAUAUACCGGAAGGAAACCAGAAAAAUGUAUUUGAAGAAAACGGAGGUAGUUCCUGUAGAACAUUUAAUUUUGUUAAAAAAGAUCCGCUUUGUGGAAAAACUUCAAGAAAAAAACAAAGAACUGGAGAUAAAAAUAGACACUGAAGCAGAGGAAAUCUAUUUUGAAGGCCCACAACCACAGUUCCUGGAAGCGACCAUGAAAUUUCACAAACAAUAUUCGGGCAUGGUUGAAAAGAAAUUAAGCCUGUCAAAGAACAUUUUGGAAAUUUUGUCUUUAGAUGAAGGGCUGGAGAAAGUCAAAUGUGAAUUGGAGAAAAACAACGUGGAGGCUGUUUUUGUGAUCGAUAGCGAGGCUCGGAUCAUAGGCACGUCAGCUGCGCAUGCGGAUAAGGCUGCCAGUCUUGUUAGUAAGAUGACAUCAGAGGAAAAAGUUCGAGUGGAUGCCAACAGUCAGCAUCUUUUAAAAACCACAGAAUGGCGCCAACUAUGUGAGCAACUCAACACCAUCUCAACUGUCCGGGUGUAUCGGAACAACUGGAAUGACACCUACGUAUCCGGGUUCAGAGAAGAUGUGCAUGAAGCAAUAAAAACGCUAAUUACGUACCUAGACGAUAACUGUAUCCGAGAAGAGCAAGUGAAAUGUUCUUCUAAGUUAGUCCGAAAAUAUCUCUCUGAGCUUCGUCAAGAUGACUUGUCUUCAAUUGAAGUUCAGCUCAAGGACUAUGAUGUCAAGAUUCAAACAGGAAGAGGUGAUGAUGAAUUUGUCAUUGGGGGAAACAAAGAGGGGAUAAAACGAGCGAAAAGAAAGCUGCAAGCCCUCGCAGAUAGUACCGAAUGUGAGAUUUUCAACGUGAAACAGCCAGGACUUAAGAAACUUUUUGUCAGCGGAAACGGCGAUUCGCUUGUGGCAACGGAGGCGAAAAAUCACGCAUGUGUUAUCCAGGUCCAGAAACAAUUUGACGUGCAGACUCCUGUCAAAAAAUCUGAUUCAUCAAACGACGAUGACGAUGAUGAUAGUGAUAUAGAGGAAGAGGAUAUGGCGGCUGCAGCCAGCGGCGUUGAUUCUUCCACUCUUGUCAUGGGAAGUGGGCACAAAAUUUCGUGGAAACCAGGAAACAUAGAGGCGCAGCAGGUCUGUUCGGUGUCUAAAUACUAGUUUAAACUGUACAUUAUUUCCCUGGGUUGUUUGAGUUAAAAAAGGAUCAAAUUGUCCUUGGCUGUAAAAUAUUAAACUUGUCUUCUCAGUCUUGCCACGUUGAAAGCUUUGUUCUGCUGAAAACGUAAAUGUCCUAGCUUCGUAACAGAAUCAAACGAUGCCCUUUUACCAAAUCACAGGCAAUAACAAAUCCUCUAGUAAAUCAACUGAGUGAAAAAUGUUCUCUUCGCUUUACGAUGAUUUUCUGUGUUGUUUGCUGCGCUUCUGUUUUGGUUGAUCUACGUAUAGUGUGAGAAAACAGCCCUAAGUAUCAUCAAUAUUUAUGAAAAAUCAUUAAUAUGCCCAGUUUAUCCUACUUAUAGGGAUUUUCAGAUUGUUGCGAAGGAGUAAUUAGUUAUCAAGUAUUUAAGAAAAGCCCCCUCAUCGUACAUAAUUUCAUUCCCUGUCAGUAUAAAACCGACUACCCAUUUAUGAUCCAUCACAGUCUUCAUAGACUAAUACACGCCAUUUAUCAAUAUUUUAUACGUAACCAUACUACCCGAAAAAAGGAGUGGGUUUUCUUAAAUUAUAAUACUUUUUUGUGUGGAGUUUGCCGUUGAAUCCUGGAGUCCUUAGCCUUUUUCACUCAACGAGCAUCUGUAACUUUCCUGUCCUACUUUUCGUUAAGGAUCCAAAAUCCCCAACCUGUCCCUGAACCUGAACCAGGAACGUCUGAUUCCUUUCACCACUCAUUAAUUUUCCAAUAGUGAUAUCCUAUUCUAGGGCAAACUUCCCUGAGUUUUGUAGUAACGCUAUCCCAGACUAAUUUGCAUGAAAUUACAAUUGUACACUUUAGAGCUGCACAAAUCUGUUUAUCCCAAGUAUGGCAGUAACGUUUAUUGUAUUGUUUUUCGCUAAAAAUUCCGUGUGUGUGACGUCCAGUCAUAACUAGCCGUCGCCAAUCGCAACAGAUACAGUCGACUCCCGCGAAUUCGAACCUUCAAGGGAAAAAAAAAGGUUCGAGUUAUCGAGGGUAAAAUUAGUAUAGGUAAUAGCAUGAGUUGUGGUGAUAUUUGGCAUAAAUACCAGGAGUGAUAUUUCAAAAUUGUUAUACGUAAUUUCACGAGUCGUUAGGCGAGUGAAAUUUGAGACAAUUUUGAAAUAUCACGAGUGGUAUUUAUGCCGAAUAUCACGAACAAAUCAUGCUAUUAUUUGUUUAUACUACUACCCACAAAAGGUUUGUAAUUUUCACAAGUAGGUAUUUCAAAUGAAGCUGAAAUACCACUACUCUAAGCCAAUCAAAUUGCAGAAAUUUCUCAUGUAGUAGUGUAAUAUAGAAAAUGAUCUGAAGGGAAAUGAAAAUUGUUUCGAGUUAUAGAGGGUUCGAGUUACUGGGAGUAGACUGUAGAAGCAAUCCAGGGUACCUAAUUAAAAGUGCAUGCAUACGUCGCUGUUAUUGGUAGCAUGGUAGUGCACUGCUAAAGUAAACACAGAUGCCCAAACUUAAAUGAUAUCGCGAAGCUUUUUAGCCUUUAUGAACUCUCUUUUUUGUUUGACUUUAAUUGCAGGCCGACAUUCUGGUCAGUUCACAAGGUGCAUGCUCCCAGGCGAUCGUAAAUGCGGGUGGGCAGGCAAUGAGGCAAAACUUGGUAGCUCCAAAAACUGGUAACAUCGCAGUUACUCCUGGAUAUAACCUGGCCUGUAAUCACGUGAUCCAUACAGACUGUUCACAGUGGCAUGGUGGAACGGGGGAACAGUUAAAGGAUAAUUGGAACCCUAACUUAUUCUAUUGACAAUUAUCAGGCAUCCUAUCCAAAAAGCCACAGAGCUGACACGAAUCAUGAGUCCUCAAAUUUCGCGGGUAACAUCCUUUGUGGAACGUUAAAGAAAAAGGUAUCUCGUGAGAAAGGCAGGCUUGCUUAAGUGGCGCAUUCCUAAUUCUUCCUUUUUUGGAAAAUUGUGUUCGGCGCGUAUCACAUUUGACAAUUUCACGCCAGCUUAGAACUAAAUUUUCACUAUUUAAGAGGCUGUCUUAGUAAAAACCGCCCACUCAAUUUCGCGUGAAAAACAAUUUUGCCUGAAACUCUGGCGAGUGAAAGCCUUUAUCGAGACUAUAACUAAAAUAGGUUUGCUUUGAUUCACAAUAAUUUUCUGGCCGCGCUGGGGAGCGCCGAGUAUUUUGUCCCGCCACGGCCAUUUUGCACGUCUUGAAAACUGAAAAUUUGGCUUUUUUUGCGGCGCUGUAAAAUGUUUGAUUUGCACCAUCUACCAAUGAAUUUUAUACCUAUUUAUAGGUCAACAUCUCUAGUUUUUCCUGAAAGUAAUAGUUAUCUGCUAAAUUUAGCUGGAAAGACAAAAUCAAGCAAAAUAUGACCCCAACUAAUUGCCUUGGAGCGAAAGGCCAAAAAUGACCCUGUUUUAAAAGCUUAUUUUUGACUUUUGGGACAUAGUUGAAAGCUCUAGACUAAAUAGACGCAAAGAUAGACCACCUGUCAUUAAUAAUAUACAAAAGCCCAUGUACGUUUUCAGUAUUUUUAAAGUUAUGACCGUUUGUAUCAACGCGUAUGCGAGCUAAUACGAUAUUUUCAGAUUUAGCAUAACGGAUCUAUCUCAAGCAGAUUUUGUCAAAAGUACGGCUUACCUGAUUCAUUACUGGCACUGACUCACAAAUUGAGACAUAUUCCAAUCCCUGAGAUGCGGAACUCCAUAAAAUUCCAGUAAGCUGUGCUUUAGAAACUGCUGGUAUGCGGCCAUUUUUGAAUCCCAAGCUAACAAUCCAAAGAUUAAAACAGGUGAAACUGUGUCACGUUUCGAGCUAAAUAGCUCGGUAAAACAACUGUUUCAGAGGUGAAAGUUUGCUCGAGAAUCAGAAAAUUAACUGGGAAGGUCUCAUUUUGGAUCAGAAAAUUGAGAUUUCAGAGCUACAACCUCGAAUAAACCUUCUAUUCAACCGGCUCUGCAAGGUCAAAUGCAGGUUGACACGUAAACCGGAAAUGUUGAAACGCGGAAAUAUGGAAAACCGGAAAUACGGAAAUCCGGAUCAUCCGGAAAUCGGCAAAUCUGAAAUCAAUCAGGAGCCGAAGGCAAUCCCAAAAAUUAGAGACAGCUGCAUUCGUUUAGGGCUUCUUUUCGACGUUGAGACACGUGAAAGAUAAAACCUUCCAAACGGGGGGGAACUGUUUGAUUUUCACUGAACCGCAACGCAGUUCCACGAUCGAUUGCGUUUUGGCAAAUAGGCUACAAACAUUCUUUGUGCGCUAACAUAUCACACUUGUGACUAAUACUUUACAGAAGUUUGUUAUAUAUCGAAACUGAGUGUGUCGAGAUCUAGGAAACCAAGCCAGCUUGGUUGUCUGGGCUCAUUAGUAUAGAGGGUCCUUGAAAAUCGCUUGUUAAGGGGGCAUUCUGGUUGUUUUUUCGGGGAAAAUGAUGAUGAUUUGGGAAAGAAAUAAAUAAGAGUAGAAAAAGUAUGCACAUAAAGCAGUUAUUCCGUUAAUGGGAUCAGAGGCACUCCUUGUUGGAGUCUCCGGUAUUAAUUUUUCUUCUGAUUAUUCACUUAAUAUUUUAAUUUCUAACAAUCCCCAAAUCCAAUAUUUUCCAACUUUUCCAACAUUUUUAACAUCCUCCCUAAUUUUUAUACAUUAAAAAGAUUCGAAGAAUCAUCCAGAAAUUCUCAAAAAAUUAUUGAACCAAGGACUCCAUCUUAAUUGAGUCAUUUUUAGAUUCACGGAUAACUUGGACAGCGGAUAACGCGAGGAGAGCAGAGGAAAGUCAUUUGGGUUAUAGGGUAUGGUUGCAAGAAACUCCCAUGAUUUAAUCUAGAGUAGCUUUAAGAAAGGAAUUAAUUCUGUAUGCGGUUUAGACUUUAAGACCAAUAUUUACACCGGAUGGUGAAACUAGUGGCAAGUCCUAAGGGCGACCAUUUUCGUAGACCAAAAAUCCGAUGCAACUUUGUUUUAGGAUUAGCUACAAAACACCAUUAAAUGGUCGAAAAAAUAAUCCUACAUUUGUCGAUAAAUUUGGGUUUUCUGACCCAAAAAGAAAUCUGCUUAGCUGAUGUUUUGAUCCUCGGACAAGUCUCACCUCCGGAAAUUUCUCUUAUUUUCUUUCUUACCCAGCUAUUUAUCUCUAAACGUGACAUACCGUAAAAUUCCGAAAGUAAGCCCCGGGUCUUAUAUUUUUCAAAGGCCCUUUUUGAGGGGCUUAUUUUUGGACGGGCUUACAUUCGGAGGGCCUUAUGUACGGAGGGAAAUUUGCGUUUCAAAAUCGAUUGGGCUAGCAUAUAGUUGGAAGGAAAUUAACCGUUUUUGCUUUGCUUUACUUUGUAUUUGAGGGCAAUUUUCCAAGUACAAGCCCCCGGGGGGCUUAUUUUCUGAGGGGCGAUUUCACGGAGAGUUUUUGUGUUACGAGUUUAGGGGAGGAGGGAGGGACUUAUUUUCGGAAUUUUACGCUAGUUUCAGCAUGGGAUUCAAAUAUGGCCGCAUACCAGCAGUUUGAAAAGCGCAUUUACUAGAAUUUUGAAUCAAAUAUCGGUCAAUUUUUUAGUCAGCACCAGUAAUGAAUUAGGUAAAGUUUGGGAGGGGACGGAGGAGGAAAAUCUGGUUCCUGUUGUAAAAAUAGUCAAAGGGACGGGAGAAGAUUCAGCAAGAGGAUCAGUACACUGUGAAGAAGGCUUUCUCCCAUUCACUCAAGCCUUCCCUAACCCCCUCUAAGUAAUGAUCGGUUUCUUAAGAACUUACUCACUGGCCAGGACUAUUUAUCCGCUCUUAACAAGCGAUUUUCAAGGGCCUGUAUACUAAUAAGCCCAGACAACCGAGCUGGCUCGGUUUCCUAGAUCUCGACACAUUCAGUCUCGAUAUAUAACAAACUUCUGUAAAGUAUUAAUCACAAGUGUGAUAUGUUAGCGCACAUAGAAUGUUUGUAACCUAUUUGCCAAAACGCAAUCGAUCGUGGAACUGCGUUACAGUUCAGUGAAAAUCAAACAGUUCCCCCCCGUUUGGAAGGUUUUAUCUUUCACGUGUCUCAACGUCGAAAAGAAGCCCUAAACGAAUGCAGCUGUCUCUAAUUUUUGGGAUUGCCUUCGGCUCCUGAUUGAUUUCAGAUUUGCCGAUUUCCGGAUGAUCCGGAUUUCCGUAUUUCCGGUUUUCCAUAUUUCCGCGUUUCAACAUUUCCGGUUUACGUGUCAACCUGCAUUUGACCUUGCAGAGCCGGUUGAAUAGAAGGUUUAUUCGAGGUUGUAGCUCUGAAAUCUCAAUUUUCUGAUCCAAAAUGAGACCUUCCCAGUUAAUUUUCUGAUUCUCGAGCAAACUUUCACCUCUGAACGGUUGUUUUACCGAGCUAUUUAGCUCGAAACGUGACACAGUUUCACCUGUUUUGAUCUUUGAAUUGUUAGCUUGGGAUUCAAAAAUGGCCGCAGACCAGCAGUUUCUAAAGCACAGCUUACUGGAAUUUUAUGGAGUCCCGCAUCUCAGGGAUUGAAAUAUGUCUCAAUUUGUGAGUCAGUGCCAGUAAUGAAUCAGGUAAGCCGUACUUUUGACAAAAUCUGCUUGAGAUAGAUCCGUUAUGCUUAAUCUGAAAAUAUCGUAUUAGUACGCGUUGAUACAAACGGUGAUAACUUUUAAAAUACUGAAGACGUACAUGGGCUUUUGUAUAUUAUUAAUGACAGGUGGUCUAUCUUUGCGUCUAUUUAGUCUAGAGCUUUCAACUAUGUCCCAAAAGUCAAAAAUAAGCUUUUAAAACAGGGUCAUUUUUGGCCUUUCGCUCCAAGACAAUUAGUUGGGGUCAUAUUUUGCUUGAUUUUGUCUUUCCAGCUUAAUUUAGCGGAUAACUAUUACUUUCAGGAAAAACUAGAGAUGUUUACCUAUAAAUAGGUAUAGAAUUCAUUGGUAGAUGGUGCAAAUCAAACAUUUUACAGCGCCGCAAAAAAUGCCAAAUUUUCAGUUUUCAAGACGUGCAAAAUGGCCGUGGCGGGACAAAAUACUCGGCGCCUCCCAACGCGGCCAGAAAAUUAUUGUGAAUCAAAGCAAACCUAUUUUAGUUAUAGUCUCGAUAAAGGCUUUCACUCGCCAGAGUUUCAGGCAAAAUUAUUUUUCACGCGAAAUUGAGUGGGCGGUUUUUACUGAGACAGCCUCUUAAUACUUUCAAAACACGAAGGAACCUGGGCCGAGUUAACGUUCGCAAAGACUCCUGGGGCUGUUAUUACGGAUAGGGGAAAAAAUUGGCCAACAGUUGACCGGUGCGUCUACCGCACCGCGUUAUUCCAGUCCCGUUCUCGUUUCUAAAGUUGCAAAUAGGUGGUUAAGGUAAUGUUAAUCAAUCAACUCCGUAAGGGUAGUUGUACCGAUUUUUUCUGUUAGUUUGUUCGUACAAAACUAAUUAUUAUCAAUCGUGCAAGUCAUUCAUCAUGUUUUAUUCAAGGUCCUACGAGGCAUUGUCCAAAACUGUCUUCAGAAAGCUGAUGAACUCGGAGGGGCAUCAAUAGCAUUUCCAGUCAUAGGCACUGGAAACCUCAACUUUCCUCCAGACGCAGCUUCCAGGAUCAUGUUGGAAGAAACCAUCAACUUUUGUCAAACUAAUCCGUCAUCUGUGGUGAAAGAUAUUCGAUUUGCCGUGUUUCAGCAAGAUCAGGCACUAACCACUGCCUUUGCGCAAGAGGUUACUAAAUUGCAAUCCAAGUACAGUGUUCGUCCUGGAUACUCUAUGGGUGGUAUAUUAAGGCAUCUACGGUCCAAAUUAGGAAGAGUCCAUAAGAACCCAGCAAGGCCAGCCGUCGGUGUUAGUGUGGAAGUUUGGCAAGGAAAUUUGUGCCAGGAGGCAACAGAUGUCAUUGUUAACCUCAACAGCAAAGAUAUGAAUAUGGAUAGCGCCGGGGCAUUGAGCAAGGCGGUGAAACAGGCGGCUGGUCAAGUUGUUCAGGACGAGUGCUAUCAACUGGGACAUCAAACAGGUGGAUCAGUGGUGGUUACCAGUGGUGGAAAUCUAACGGCCCGUAAUAUCAUCCACUUGAUACCAGAUACUGCCGACAAAAAUCACUUGCAACAAUGCGUGGAAAAGUGUCUCGGUGUGGCAGAGGCUAGUGGUUUUCAGUCCAUCUCAUUUCCAGCGGUAGGAACGGGAUCUUUUCACAUGUCAGCGGCUGAUUCAGCCAGCCUAAUAUUUCAAGCUCUCAGUAAUUUUAGUGCUCGUUUCAACGUCAUCAAAAAAGUUAGAAUCGUAGUGUUCCAAGCUCCUAUGCUUCAGGCAUUUCAACGAGAACAGCAGCGUCAUCCGCUGUAUUCUAAUCAGGGCCAUGUCCUUAAACCUAUGGCCAGGCAGGGCGUAGCCUAUCCACGCGCUAAUAGGCAGAGAGGAUUGAAUAUUAAAGUAGUAAGUGGUGAUUUAACAAAGGAGAACACAGACGCCAUUAUGAACAUUAACAGCACUGACAUGAACAUGAGCAACGCUGGUGAUCUAAGCAAAGCUAUCUUAGCAGCUGGUGGCACACAGAUCCAACAAGAAUGUAGUCAAUAUGGCACUCAAACUGCUGGGACAGCGGUGAUGACUGGUAGCGGAAAUUUAGCAGUACGGCAUAUAAUCCAUAUUGUUCCAGGUAUUGGUUGAUCUUUUUUUAUUUGAUGUUAUUAUGUAGGGAAUAUGGCCUCCAAUGGACCAUGCAACGUUUGUCCACCCUUAAAAAUGGUAAAAUCUUCAAGAGGAACAGGCGAUUACGGCCUUUUCCUAAUUAACCACUGUUACGUUACCCAAAUACAUCUAAAUGCAAAAGUGGUGAAUUGUGAUGUAGCGAUAUUCUCUCAGACUCCUGACGGUCAGUGUAACCGUUACAAAAGAAGUUGCCUGCCGAGGAGGCUAUUGUCAGGAAUAGUAGAGCGAUCGAAAUGCUUGAGUGCGCGCGUGAAAAUUGGGCCCCACGAGGAAGGUGACACAACAAGGGAAGGCAGGACUAAUUGAAACCGUUGAGCUACAAUAAUAUUGUAAUCCCGUUUACUGUCAUCGCCAUUUUUAGUUUAACGAUGCAACAUUCAAAACCUUCUGUUUUCUUGCUGCUUUUGAGGGUAAAAUUCAAAAAAGAUCUCAUAUUACUUUUUUGUUCAUUAUUAAAUGUCAAACUGUUUACUUGCAGGCUCCCAAGAUAAACAGCAUCUUCAGACAUGUUUGGAAGCUGGCCUUCGUCUAGCAGAUCAAAAAAACCUUCACACGAUAUCAAUUCCAUGUGUAGGUACUGGUGGAUUUGGUUUGACGGCAGCGGACUCGGCUCAGGUAACAUUCCAAGCUCUCAGCUCCUUAAGAAGAAGUUGUCAAAACCUUCGCAAUGUGCGUGUCGUUGUCUUUCAAACUCAAAUGGUUCAGGAAUUUUUGCUGGCGCAACAGAGACAGGCAAUGCAGGAUAUGGAUGAGCAAGAGAGUGACUCCACUGCAGAUGAUGAAGUUGCUGAAAGGCCCAGAAUUGCUAGGCAAAGAAAAAAUAUCACAGCUAAUUCGAGUUCAACAGCUGACCAUUCUGUGAAAAUCUUAGUGGUGGGGAAGGAUAAAGGAAGCGUCGGUAAAGCGGUAGGCGCUUUGAAGAAGCGUUUCUCUGACGCCUGUGUGAAUUAAAAAGUCGAAAAUGAAACCGUCAGCAAACUGUCACCAAAGGAGAUGAGCAAUCUGAGAAGGAAAGCCAAAGAACGUGACGUCAAACUGGACAUUGAGGUUGAUGUUGAUCGCAUUGUGGUGAGGGGUGGCCCAGUUGAAGUUCCUGGCAUGGUCGGGGAGAUUUGGCAGGAGAUUAACGAGAGAAAUAAGAAGAUACAGGAGGAGGAGCAGGCGAUGAUGGUUUCAAAGAGCGUAGAAUGGAGUUAUGAAAGACAAGGCAAGAAAAUGGUGUUUAGCCCGAAGGCAAACGGAAAGCUUGAGAUGGCGCACAUCAAAGAAAAAUCCACAGUACAGAUAUCUCUGCUAGGUGAUAAAUUUGACAUUAAUUUGAAAAAUAAAACUGGCCGCGGACAGCAGAAUGGUGAAACAAUUACGAUAUUUAGAAAGGUCAAGGGAGCUGAAGAAGGUUAGUGCAUAAUAAACGGAUUUCAAACACGGGAACUUGUAAACUAAGCUAAGCAAUUCACUGCUUAGGUAGAGAACUGAUAAAAUCGUUCCUGAAUUUGAUGCCCGACAAUAUAAAAUUCACCGAAGUCAAUAGGACGAAGAUAACAGAUCGCGCCAAAUAUCAGACGAAACAUAGGGUGGCGUCUGGUUAGGAGGAAGCCACAUACCAACUCUUUGAAAGGCCCUAUUUGCCCAUGAACAGAGUGGUUCAUACUUAUAGCAUAGAAUGAAUUGAAGCGAGACCGUUUUCCACUGCAGAGAUUUGGGCCGUUUGCGGAUAUUUCCCUUCAAUGCUUCUCAAUGUCAACCAAAACGCCCACUGACUUCCCUGAUUUUCACGGAAGUACAACACAAGAUAAAAAGGCUAUCCAGGUGAACUCCCAUGGGUCUCAACCGUUAUCCUUUUGGCUAUCUAAGUUUAAAAUCAUGAGUUCUGGUAAAUCUUUUUUUAUAAUACCAAUGGAAAUUAUCAUGAAUAAGACAGCCAAGGUGGCUUAUUCCUACAGUGAAAUUUUCCAUCUCAUAGCAUUCUUAGAUUCUCUUCGACUGUACGGCCAACUGAAAACUCCCCAAACCAGUAAUUUUGCUUUUCAAAGCAAAAUAAAAUUAAAAGCACUGAUUCUUUGUCCUAAAGGAACUUCUCUCCCGAAUACGUGGGCUCCAAUGCCACGCCCUGAUAUGGAAGUACAUACUGUGCCUCUCGCACCUGGCUCCUCUGAGUAUCAAAAUGUCGUGAGCAAAUUUCAAGCAACCGCUAGGGGAAUGUAUAUCCAGAAAAUCGAGCGAAUUCAAAAUCCUCAUCUUUACAAGCAGUACAUGGUACGAAAGCAGAAGAUGGAUAAAGACAAUGGAGGAAACAAUGAACGACAGCUGUUUCAUGGAACCGACGCCAAAAAUGUACGUGCAAUAAACACACAGGGAUUCAAUAGGAGUUUUUGUGGGGCACAUGGUAAGUUACAACUGCGACAAGCAAUGUGUACUCGUAUAUUAUUAUGAGCCAGCAUAGCAGUACCAGUGAAUGUUUACAUACACAUGCACUAUUCAGAACUGACUCAACGGGCACAAUUAGGCACUUCAAUUUUAAAGUACCCUUAAACGAAAUGAUUUAAGACAUGUAUUCCCAAGGAAGAAGAGGCUAGUUAUGUUUUCUACAACUUUGAGUAGCAUUUUGAGUUGUUGUAGACGUCGUCAGAACGCAAUCGCAUUAGUGUUACAAGUGGGGGUUAAACCUGACUGUAAGAACAAAGGAAACAUGACUACUACCACUAUGAUUUCCAGUUAACUAUUUUUUUGCUUGUUUGUUUUUUAUAGGAACUGCCUAUGGACGCGGUGUGUAUUUUGCCAGAGAUGCUUCUUACUCAGUUGGAUAUGCAGCGGGUGGAAGUGGGGGUCGCUUUAUGUACCUUGCCAGGGUCCUGGUCGGGCAGUAUUGUGCAGGCAACUCUGGUAUGAUCGUUCCCCCACCAAAGAACCCUUCCAGACCGGAGAUUCUGUACGAGUCUGUGGUUGAUAGCCCAGCAAACCCGUCCAUCUUCGUUGUUUUCUACGAUACUCAAUGUUAUCCUGAAUAUCUCAUAACCUUUUAAUCGUUUUGCUUUACUUGAGCAGAUAAACACAGACUUUAAGAUAAUCUAGAGUGUAUAGCUCUUUCUUUAUUUACUUAAGAAAUCAGUUUUUAGAAUUUGAUUAAUUGCAAUUUUAAUGGCAACAGCAAUGUUGUAAGAAGAAGUUCAGUGUUAGCUAUCUCUAGAGCCAUGUAGAUAUGUGAUAAGGGUGUAGUUUUAGCGGUUUUCAUCGUGGAAGAAAACUGGUUAUGCUUAAGGUUAGGGGCUUAGGGUGUAAGUAUCGAGUAUAAUGGCUGAUUAGACUGUUCACAAUCCUCUAUGUUUCCGUAAGAUCAUCGAGAUCGAGCGCUUUCCGUUACGGGCUGCCGUCUUGCAUGAGUGUCAAAACUACUUAGGGGACGGGAGCUGUUUGAGAGGAAGCGAGAAAAAUAAAGUUUUCUCGCCCCCCUUCCCCUAGAGCUAUAAUCCCCGACGCCCGCCCCCUCGGUACAUAAGACGCGCUAUAUCUCGACGAUCUCACGAAAAAAUAGGGAACUGUGAACAGCCUAAUGGCUGAUGUACACAGGAAGUUCGGGAAGCACGAAAGAAGCGGAGGUACUGUGUACUAGUUGCUAAUUGGCUACACCUCGAGCUAUUGUGACUUCUUGAUUGCUCUCCUCUCCACAUGCAGAGUUGUCUACUUUAUCAGGUUCUGAUAAGUUUCCAAAAUGCGCCGGCUCUCAGCCUGAGCUAGUUCGUUUAACGACUUUUGUUCUUCGUACAUGUUUGAUUGCCGAGAAGUUUUAAUCAUUAAAAUGUUAGAAAGUUCUACACUGUCCUCUUUUUUAUCGAAAUACUUUGUGGAAAGCAAGCGACGCAAAUCCAGGUUAUAUUAAACACAACCGAGCAUGUUAUCUCAUAAUAUAAUC